Messenger RNA from Octodon degus (degu), 1046 nucleotides. RefSeq names its product mitotic spindle organizing protein 1 (gene Mzt1). The coding region runs from base 60 to 311 and encodes 83 amino acids. The transcript is spliced from 3 exons. NCBI's taxonomy places the organism in Eukaryota, Metazoa, Chordata, Mammalia, Rodentia, Octodontidae. The record is from RefSeq and is a predicted model, not a curated record. Gene Ontology annotation, biological process: mitotic spindle assembly; gamma-tubulin complex localization; microtubule nucleation by interphase microtubule organizing center. Gene Ontology annotation, cellular component: centrosome; spindle; gamma-tubulin ring complex.
CGGGAGAGGAAGGCGCUCCAGUUCCGGGUCAGGCCCGGCUCCCGCCUCUCGGCCUCGCCAUGGCGAGCGGCAGCGGCGGCGGGGCGGCGGGGACGGCGGCGGCGGCGGCCAACCUCAGCGCGGUGAGGGAGACCAUGGACGUUCUGCUUGAGAUUUCAAAAAUUUUGAAUACGGGCUUAGAUAUGGAAACUCUGUCCAUUUGUGUACGACUUUGUGAACAAGGCAUUAACCCAGAAGCUUUAUCGUCCGUCAUUAAGGAACUUCGCAAGGCUACUGAAGUGCUGAAGGCUGCUGAAAAUACAACAAGCUGACUCUGGAAAACUCUUGAUAUGCCAAGCUGUGCAAGAGGAUUUUAAUAUUGCAUUGUAGUCAAGAAUGUACAGUAAAAUUACUGCAUGCAGCAGUGUAGAAAAAUUUUCCUUUUAAAAAGAAUUAUAAAACCGUAACUUUGUAAGUCAGUGAAAAGUGGCUUACAAAGAGAACUAUGAGAUGUGUUUAUAUCACAUCUUGCUCAUUUUUUUAAAUGUCCCUAAUGCUUUGGUAUUGCUGUAUUCAUAGUUACAUGUUCCUUAUUUAUAGCUCCGAUAGCUUUAAUUUUCUAAGCAGGCUGUCUGGCAGCUGUGCACAUCUGCUGUGCCUGGUUGAAGAACAGUGGAGCCAUCAGCAGGGAUGUGCGAUAGUUAUGACUUUUUGACAUUUCCAUUAUAAACUUUAAUUUUGAAUUGUUUAUGCAUAACAAGUGUGGAUUUAUGUUGUAGUAGGCUGAAAGUUGACAGGACUUCAACCACGAUUUGUGAAUUUUGAUUUAGAUUUGUUAUGUACUUCAGAAUCUUGCUUUUAAAACAAGGACAUAGAGAAUAUUUCUUAUAAUCUGUUCUUUAACAAAGAAUGCUUAGUUUUUUAAAAGUUUUGGGCAAUUAGUAAUGUCAGCUAAUCAUUUUUGUAUUGAGUAAAAAAUAAAACGUCUAGAAACUUUAAAAUUUUACAAGUACUGAUAGUGCUUAAUAUAGUCUUAUUUUUAGUUUAAACCAUUUAAAUCUAAUAGG